Pangasianodon hypophthalmus (striped catfish) is the source of this 1777-nucleotide messenger RNA. RefSeq lists its product as uncharacterized. Bases 295 to 1125 code for a protein of 276 amino acids. The transcript is spliced from 2 exons. Gene Ontology annotation, cellular component: nucleus. The record is from RefSeq and is a predicted model, not a curated record. NCBI's taxonomy places the organism in Eukaryota, Metazoa, Chordata, Actinopteri, Siluriformes, Pangasiidae. Gene Ontology annotation, molecular function: transcription regulator activity.
UUUUUUUUUUUUUUCCCUGGAGCUUCUCUCUCUCUCUCUCACACACACACACUCGGAACAAGUUCGGUGUUCGUUGCUGUUCCGGUUCUGACCGGCUCCAGGAAGAAUGUUUGAACUGUCUUUAGCUAUAACUCACAAGUUAUAGGAAUUCUGGUUAAGGAUGUAGCGAGUUAUCGAAACCCUCCUGCUGAUUAGUGUUACUUUCACAGCUAGCGUAUAAUGCUAACUAGCUGAGUUUAAUUCAUCGGAAGUUUUUAUAUCGCGAGUAAACCUGGUUUAAGGAAACAUUAUGGUAUGGGACAAAGCGAGAUUUUAUCACUGAAUGCGUCCAUGAAAGGUAAAGCCACUUCUGUGUGUCGACUGGAUGUGGAUUCUGUGCUGAAGAAGGAAGUUGAAGCCGGCCAAGGAGAUGCCCUUUCCUCAGCGAGGUUCGGUCUGGGCCGUGGGGUGAAGCGUAAACUGAGCGAGUGCGAGGAGUCUGCGCUGGAUCUCCCGUAUCCGCAGCAGAGGCAGCUGGUGCUGGAUCUGUGCCUGGACAAACUGCAGAGCUGCCAGCGUCGCGCCGAGCCCAGCCUUCACCGCUCGGUGCUGCUGGCCAACACUCUGCGCCAGAUCCAGCAGGAGAUGAGGCUGGAGGGUGGAGACGCUCUUCCUCACGCUUCACCUUCUCCGUUUCCUCCACCCACCCCACGCCACGUCCCCGAACUCCCGCCUGCAUCUGUAGACUCUUCACUUCUUCUUCUGUCUGGACCUGUGUCCACAUCAUCAUCAUCCUCGUCAUCAUCAUCGUCAUCAUCAUCGACGCUCGGUGAGGACGUCGAAGACCGCGUCGAGAGUAAACCGCCUUCCCCGGCGCUCUCGGACGAGGCGGACGCGGACGCGAAGACGCCGGAUUCUCUGUUCAGCAUGUUCGAGAUCACGAAUUCCACCAGCUACCUGACGGACCUGCCGCUCGACGACAUCUUCGAGGACAUCGACACGUCCAUGUACGACUCGUCGGAAAUCUCGGUCCUGGCGUUUUCCGCGCCGAGAGAAGACGGGCUGAAGAACCUGUCGAACCUGCAGCUCUGCCUGGCUGACCUCAGCGACCUCGACCACAUCAUGGACAUCCUGGUGCGCUCGUGAUCCUCACGCACCCUCAAGCUCAAGCCUCAAGCUCAAGCCAUCCUGAUAUUUACACUGAAUGAAAUCUUUCAGCUUUUUUUAAACCUUUUUUUUUUUUUUUUUAAUUUAAUUUAAUGUAAUUAAAUCUAUUUUUAUACAAAGAACUGAUAUUUAUAAAAAACUGAAAUCACUCUCACACACACACACACUGUAGGAUGCACAUUGCUCUUUUCCUAUUGAAGCAAAGAUAUGCAGGGAAUGAACACGAACAUGACAAAGUAUUACCACUGAUGCUUAUUUAUAAUGAACUUUGUAAAAAAAAAUCAUGAAAUGGAUCGCUUUUGAGGAGAAAGAACUUUUAUUUCAUUUUUACAAACUGAUCCUGAGUAUUUCUCAAGCAUUGUAAUAUAUACACGUAUAUUUUAUCAGUAAUUAUGACGGAUCAUGACAUGCACACACUCACACUACCUCUCAAAAAAACCAAGAGCAAUCUGCCUCUUUCUUUUAUUUUAUUUAAUUUUUUUUUUUUAUUUUUAAUCCAGUAACUUUCACACAUCACUCCUAGCCUGCUCUGUUUCUUCUUAAACCUCUCCUCCUCACUUUGUCCUCUCUUUAUUCACAUCCUACAGGGUGAAGGAUUACAUUUUUUUGUGUGUGUAUAUAUUUAUAUAUA